Molecule: messenger RNA, 291 nt
Organism: Sphenostylis stenocarpa
Lineage: Eukaryota; Viridiplantae; Streptophyta; Magnoliopsida; Fabales; Fabaceae
Source: the annotation of a GenBank genome assembly
AUGCAUCCACAAAUCUUUCACUCCUUGGCAUCGUCCAAGCUCCUCUUGUCCAAUCGGUUACUCCACCCAGUAUUCCCCACUAUCUUUACUUCUUCCAUGCUGCGCCUAACUGCUCCUGAAGUUUUCCCUAUUCCACCUACCCAACAAGAACCUACUCUAAUUGAGCUUAUUCAAUCAUCACUCCCACCAGCUAAGAGGAUGCCAAACAUACCAUGCAAAGACCUUCAACCCCAAUCGAGACCACUCGGUGUACUCAUGGGAGCUAUGACUAAUUAUGAGAGCUAUGAGUAA